This is a messenger RNA of Drosophila novamexicana, 1164 nucleotides long. RefSeq lists its product as uncharacterized. Lineage: Eukaryota; Metazoa; Arthropoda; Insecta; Diptera; Drosophilidae. Gene Ontology annotation, cellular component: cytoplasm. The coding region runs from base 163 to 1152 and encodes 329 amino acids. The transcript has a single exon. The record is from RefSeq and is a predicted model, not a curated record.
AAAAAACAAAAAACAAAAACAGACGCAGAUGUGAGGCGACGCCAGCGACGACGUCAAUAGGGUCGCCAGCGUCUACUCGCCUGCGAGAUCAAGCGAUUACAGCCAGGCGCAGCUGCUGCGGCUGCGACGGCUGCUCUGGCCGAGGCCUCAGUUGGUAACAAGAUGCCGCAGUGGCUGGUCAUUGGCAUCUCGGGUGUCACCUGUGGCGGCAAGACGACGCUGGCGAAAAGCUUGCGCGACUAUUUCAAGGGAUUGCGCAAUGCGCCGCUGUGGAAUACACCGUAUACGAUUGGCGAGGUGCAGCUCAUCUCACAGGAUGAUUACUUUCUGCCCGUCGAUGACAGGCGGCACAAGCGUGUGGACAAACUGAAUGCGAUCAACUUUGAGCUAAUCACCUCGCUGGACACCAAGCAAAUGCUGGCCGACAUAGCGCACAUCAUCAAUGCACCGCACACGGAACAGAUUGCCGCCUACGCCAACUUUGAGCAUUACGCUCUGCAGUACCAGCAGCAGCAACAGUUGCAGCAGCAGCAACAGCAGCAGCAAUAUAAUGCGGCAUAUUAUGGCAAACAAUUGCCGCCGGCUGCCUAUCAAUAUCAUGCACAGCAGCAGCCGCAGCAUCUGCGGCAAGCACCGCAUCCCGGCCAGCAGCAUGCGGAUCAUCUGAUGCGUUUGAAUAUCAAUGCACAGAUUGCCGCUCAGCUGCGCGAUAAGAAAAUCAAUGUGCUCUUAAUUGAGGGCUUCAUGAUCUUCAAUCAACCGGAGCUGCUGGCGCUGUGCAAUCUCAAGUAUCACUUCCAUUUGCCGUACGAGAAGUGCUAUCAGCGACGGAUCAAGCGCACCUACGAUCCGCCCGAUGUCACUGGCUAUUUUGAGCUGUGCGUUUGGCCCUACUACGAGAAGAACUUUGCCGAGUAUCGUGACUGCAAGGACAUUACCUUUCUCAAUGGUGAGAUUAGCAAGGAGAAGAUCUUCAAGUUUGUGCUGCAGCGCAUUGUACACUAUUUCGAGGAGCGUUGCGAUGUGCCCACCGUUGCCGCAGCUGCGACCACAUCGCCGAUUGCCUGUCCGCCGCAUCAGAAGCGCUUCGGCAUGCUCUACAUGGCCGCCACGGCGGCGGCGGCGGCGUCGGCCUGUCCCAUGGAGCAGUAGCCAAGAGGAGAC